Molecule: messenger RNA, 408 nt
Organism: Prunus armeniaca (apricot)
Lineage: Eukaryota; Viridiplantae; Streptophyta; Magnoliopsida; Rosales; Rosaceae
Source: the annotation of a GenBank genome assembly
AUGAUAUUGAAGAAAUGCAAGAGACACAGCACCAAGAAUUCCAAUUUAAAGCUACCUCCAGGGACAUGGAAACUUCCUAUAAUUGGAAAUAUGCACCAACUUGAUGGUUCUCUACCCCAUCACACCUUGAGAGACUUGGCUGAGAUCUAUGGACCCCUUAUGCACUUGCAAUUGGGAGAAGUUUCAGCUGUUGUGGUCUCUGCACCAGAAGCUGCCAAGGAGAUUAUGAGAACUCAUGACAGCACCUUUUCUUACAGGCCGCUCCUCCUUGCUCCGGAUAUCAUCUCUUAUGGUGGUUAUGGCAUUGCUUUUGCACCUUAUGGUGAUUACUGGAGACAGAUGAGGAAAAUGCGGAUCUGUGCUGCUAAACUCGAAACGGGUAGACUCAUUCCAAUCAAUCAGGGAUGA